This is a messenger RNA of Vicia faba (fava bean), 1017 nucleotides long. The record is from the annotation of a GenBank genome assembly. NCBI's taxonomy places the organism in Eukaryota, Viridiplantae, Streptophyta, Magnoliopsida, Fabales, Fabaceae.
AUGGCCGAUUCUUCUCCCAGUUUCUCUUUACCUUCUGAAACAAUAAGUCCGAGACAAAUAUGUUCCUCAAUUUUUCAUACUUCUGGUUCUAAGGUGGGAGUUGGUGUGAAAAACUUACCGGAGUUUGAAUCCGUUUGGAGUCCUACAUCUCCUCUCGAUUGCAGACUCUUUUCCAAUCUCAGCAAUGUUUUCGGUGUCAAGUCUUCAAGGAAAGCUGAGCAUAAGAAACCGUUAGAUGGAAGUAAAGUAGGCCUUGGUAUCAUAACUUCUCUCGUUAACGAAACCAAAUCUAGUAACGAGAUACUUGGUGAAUUUCAGAGGAAGAAUAUAAUUUUUGGAUCACAGGUGAAGAACGGCAUACUUCAAUUCUCGAACAAAAACCUUUCUCUGGCGUCUUGUUUGAAAACCAAUUCCCUGCCCAAAAACUAUGUAAUUUCACUUCCUUCGGAAACCAAAAGUCCCUUAUCAAAAGUUGAAAACAUUGACAGUGGUGUCAACGAAGUUACGUCUACAACAUCGAGCUUUGCUCCGGUUAUGAACAGAAGUUCACCCGUAGAUGAUUCUUUAAAAAUCAAAUCAUGUCCACUUCCGAUAUAUGUAGGCUCACUCUCUGCAAAAGAGAUAGAGCUUUCGGAGGAUUAUACUUGUAUAAUCUCUCACGGUCCAAAUCCUAAGCGAACACAUAUAUUCGGUGACUGCAUUUUGGAGUGUGACAACAAUGACUUUACCGAGUUCAGCAAGAAAGAAGAACCCGCUUUCAAAUCUUCUCAAGAAUCAGCGCCUCGUCGUUUCGACAGUGUUACGAGGUUUUGUUACUCGUGUUGUAAGAAACUAGACGAGGAGGAAGACAUUUACGCAUAUAGUGAAGAGAAAGCGUUUUGCAGUUUUAAGUGUCGAUCGGAGGAGAUUUUUGCAGAAGAUGAAAUGGAGAAAACUUGCACUAACUCCGAAGAGCACUCUCCUAACUCAAGUUACCAUGACGAUAUCUUCCUCAUGGCUCUGCAAGUUUCCAAAUAA